AUGGCUCAAAGUCAAUACCCAGGAAUCCCGCCUCCCGAUGCAGAUGGAUUAUAUACACUUGACGAUAUCCCCAUGGGGAUGUCCCACGGCGCCUUUUAUCUACCAUAUCGCCUUACCCAGACGCAGCAAGUGUGGAACACUGUGGGAUUCAGCCUAACGCUCACAUCAUGUACCAUCAAUUUGGUUUUCCUCUGGGUCAUGCGAAAAGUGCCCAUGGCACCAGCCAAGGCCAUUGUCCUAAGUAUCUGCCUGACUGAUCUCAUCGCGGAUGGAGAUACCUGGUUUCGGCACUUCACGGCGUUGGUCUGGGGAUAUCAUAUUGGCGGUUACUAUACGUGCCAGAUUCAGGGGUUCACUAACGGAGUCUGGGGUUGUUGUGCUCAGUCCGUGAUGUUUGCAUUCACCCUGGAGCGGUAUGCGACUAUCGUGUGGAGGAAGACGGUAACGAUGCGACACAUAAAGAUUGUGAUUGCACUUAUUUUGGUGCUGUCCUUGUCUUGCGCCACGCUUCCCUUUGUGUUUGGGCGGGCCGCUGGGGUUAAUCCGGGAGCUACUUGGUGCAAUCCGCCAUGGUCCACUGGGACAUGGCAUGGCGCCGUGUGGGCCAGUCAAGGCGUAUUUUUUGUCGGAAUAGUACUUGUGGGAACUCUGUGGAUGUAUUGGCGCAUUUACAGCACAUUCGUCAACUCGUCAAAAGAAGUUCACGGUUUGAUUCCUACGGCCCUCGCUGGUGGAUCUACUUUUGCCCAGACCAACAUGGCUGCCGUAUCGUUUCUUGAAAAGGGAGAUACGCCAUCUAUGAUGGUCCCACCUCUUCCGAACGCGGAUGAAGAAGGACAUAAGCAGCCAUCAUCACCAGAGGUCCCGGAACAUCCGCCGACGGACCAUCAUACUCGAAGUAUCUCUGCACUUCCUCCGAUCCCUCGGCCAGCGGGCAAUGGGUCCGACCCCAAUUUGAUCAAAUCUUCAAAUGCAAACCAACUACCCUCCGUUACAUCACAACAAAGUCUCAUGUCAUUUCCUAGUAGGCUUUCCAAUGUGAAGCUAUCAAGCUCUCACUUGUCAUUGGCAGGAACGGUCAAGACGAGGUUGUUCCAGAAACCCGGCGAACGCCAAAGUCGAUCCCACAAAGACCGCCUUGCCCACCAAAGCAACGUAAUCGCCUAUGCACUCGCUAAACAGGCAUUUAUCAUCAUAUCAACCUACUACGUACUCAUGACCCCCAUUUUCUUGGUCAUUCUUUACAAUCUUGUUACAUGGCGGCCGGUUCCCGUCUGGGCAGAUUACUUAUCCUAUGUUACGGCGAUUUCUUACACACUUUGCAAUCCUAUUCUUUUCAUGACUCUAAAUAAGCAAUAUCGGCAGGCUGCUAUUGGAGAGUGGAAGACAUGGCAGCGGCGGUUUCAGAGCAUCUGGAGAAGUACAUAG
Messenger RNA from Spizellomyces punctatus DAOM BR117, 1428 nucleotides. RefSeq lists its product as uncharacterized. Bases 1 to 1428 code for a protein of 475 amino acids. NCBI's taxonomy places the organism in Eukaryota, Fungi, Chytridiomycota, Chytridiomycetes, Spizellomycetales, Spizellomycetaceae. The transcript is spliced from 3 exons. Gene Ontology annotation, biological process: G protein-coupled receptor signaling pathway. The record is from RefSeq and is a predicted model, not a curated record. Gene Ontology annotation, cellular component: membrane. Gene Ontology annotation, molecular function: G protein-coupled receptor activity.